AUGAAGUCAAUCAUAUCUUCUCUGUUUGCUCUCUCUUUGCUUUCGCUAUCAUCAACAAAUGCUCAAUGCCAUUUCCCAGCAAUCUUCAACUUCGGUGACUCUAACUCCGACACCGGCGGUCUCUCCGCCGCCUUUGGCCAGGCUGGUCCUCCUCACGGAGCUUCCUUCUUCGGCUCACCGGCCGGAAGGUACUGCGACGGUCGCCUCGUCAUUGAUUUCAUAGCGGAGAGUCUUGGAUUGCCAUAUCUAAGUGCGUUUCUAGACUCGGUUGGUUCAAACUUCAGCCACGGCGCCAACUUUGCGACUGCGGGGUCUACGAUCAGAGCUCCCAACACCACUCUUCAUCAAAGUGGUGGAUUCAGUCCAUUCUCACUCGAUGUCCAGUUGGUCCAAUUCUCUAAUUUCCACAACAGAUCCCAAACACUUCGCAGUCGCGGAGGAGUUUAUACGACGAUGCUGCCAGAAGCCAACAGUUUCUCUCAGGCGUUGUACACUUUCGACAUCGGUCAAAACGAUCUCACCGCUGGUUACUUCGCCAAUAAAACCGUUGAACAGAUUGGAACCAUCGAUGUUCCUGAGGUCAUCAGCCAGUUCAAGAAUGCUGUUACGAAUAUUUACAAUCAAGGAGGGAGAUACUUCUGGAUUCACAACACGGGACCUAUCGGUUGUUUAGCGUAUGUGAUCGAAUGGUUCCCGAUUAAAGCAUCAGACUUUGAUUCACACGAAUGUGCCUCUCCAUUGAACAACUUGGCUCAAGAAUUCAAUCACGCCUUGAAACAAGCCGUGAUCGAGCUCAGAGCUUUUUUGUCUGAAGCCGCCAUCACUUACGUAGAUGUCUACUCUGCUAAACAUGAGUUGUUUGUUCACGCACAAGGUCAUGGGUUCAAGAGAUCGUGUGUUUCAUGUUGUGGUCAUGGAGGGAAGUACAACUACAAUAAGCACAUUUGGUGUGGGAAGAAGGAAAUUUUGAAAGGCAAAGAGAUUUACAUCGGAAAGCCGUGCGAUGAGCCUGACAAGGCUGUCGUGUGGGACGGUGUUCACUUAACACAGGCUGCUAACAAAUUCAUCUUCGAUAAGAUUGUACCCGGGUUGAGUAUGGCCUGUCACAGGCAGUGA
Molecule: messenger RNA, 1116 nt
Organism: Arabis nemorensis
Lineage: Eukaryota; Viridiplantae; Streptophyta; Magnoliopsida; Brassicales; Brassicaceae
Source: the annotation of a GenBank genome assembly